AUGGGGUUUGCGUAUGAUGCUGUUUACUUGCAGGCAGUGAGAAGGGACAAUAAGCAACGGUUUAGCCUCGUUGAAGAGGAUGGAGAGCUCUUGAUCCGCGCUAACCAAGGCCAUUCCGUCACGACGGUUGUAUCCGAGAAGUUACUUAAACCAAUAUUGUCACCGGAAGAAGCUCCAGUGUGUGUGCAUGGAACUUAUAAGAAGAAUUUGGAAUCCAUCUUAGCAUCUGGCUUAAAGCGUAUGAAUAAACUGCACGUUCACUUUUCUUGUGGCUUGCCAAUAGAUGGUGAAGUGAUAAGUGGUAAGCUACUUUUGAUGCUGUUUCUGAAUAAUUGCAUAUGCACAUUUAUCUGGGAACUGAUGACAAUUUGA
This is a messenger RNA of Brassica napus (rape), 372 nucleotides long. Its product is annotated as tRNA 2'-phosphotransferase 1-like. Gene Ontology annotation, biological process: tRNA splicing, via endonucleolytic cleavage and ligation. NCBI's taxonomy places the organism in Eukaryota, Viridiplantae, Streptophyta, Magnoliopsida, Brassicales, Brassicaceae. The coding region runs from base 1 to 372 and encodes 123 amino acids. The record is from RefSeq and is a predicted model, not a curated record. Gene Ontology annotation, molecular function: tRNA 2'-phosphotransferase activity. The transcript is spliced from 3 exons.